This is a messenger RNA of Zymoseptoria tritici IPO323, 1209 nucleotides long. RefSeq lists its product as uncharacterized. NCBI's taxonomy places the organism in Eukaryota, Fungi, Ascomycota, Dothideomycetes, Mycosphaerellales, Mycosphaerellaceae. The transcript has a single exon. Gene Ontology annotation, cellular component: nucleolus. Gene Ontology annotation, molecular function: RNA endonuclease activity. The coding region runs from base 1 to 1209 and encodes 402 amino acids. The record is from RefSeq and is a predicted model, not a curated record. Gene Ontology annotation, biological process: ribosome biogenesis; endonucleolytic cleavage of tricistronic rRNA transcript (SSU-rRNA, 5.8S rRNA, LSU-rRNA).
AUGGCGACAACGCCCAGCCCGCCGCUUCUAAAAUUUACCGGCUCCAAACACCUCAUCCAGCGCCUCGUCCUAGCUACACUCACAGGCCGACCGAUUCGCAUAUCCCAAAUCCGCUCCUCCUCUCAUACCGCUCCGGGUCUCGCACCGCACGAAGUCUCCUUCCUCCGCCUCCUCGACGCCAUCACCAACGGCUCCGUCAUCGAGUUCUCCUACACUGGCACGACAGUGCUGUACAAACCCGGCUUGAUCACAGGUAGUGCAGCGGGACAUGGAGCAGCAGGAGGUGUAAUACGGCACGAGUUACCAGCGGAUUGUGCGAGAGGAGCGAGUUGCUUUCUUAUACCACUUUGUGUGCUGGCACCGUUCUCGAAGGCGCAAAUUAAUGUCAUAUUGACGGGACCUGGUGUGAUUACAUCCGCGACGCCGGCAGGGGACGUUUCGGUGGAUACAGUGCGAACGGCGAUUUUGCCGUUGUACAAGCAGUAUGGAAUUGAGAAUAAUUUGGAGCUGAGAGUGUUAAGAAGGUCAAAUCCUGGGCCAGGAGGGAAGGGAGGAGGAGGAGAGGUGCAGCUUGUGUUUGGACAUCAAGUACGGCUGCCAAAGACGAUACACAUCCUUAAUGGAGGCCGGAUAAAACGAGUGAGAGGCGUGGCAUACGCGACAGGCGUGGCAGGAGCGAACAAUGCACGACUCAUCGAGGCCGCGAGAGGAGUUUUGAACGAAUACGUGCCGGAUACAUACAUCUACUCAGACGUCAGCUCCGCGCCCCUGAUUCCAGCGCCGGACAGGAACAAUGCGGCUGCGAAGAAGAAGAUCGGACUGGGCUUCGGACUGAGUCUGGUGGCGGAGUCAAAUACGGGUGCGCUGUACUCGGCCGACAUUGCGAGCUCGCCAAACGGAGGUGAUGUACCUGAAGACCUGGGCAAGAGGUGCGCGUUUCAGCUGCUGGAGGCGAUUGCGCAGGGCGGAUGUGCGAGUGCGGUGGCGGCGCCGACGAUGUUGAUGAUGAUGGCUAUGGGUAGUGAGGAUGUCGGCAGGCUGGUACUAGGAAAGGAGGUGCUGGGCUCGGAGACGGUGGUGCAGCUUGCCAGGGAUCUGCGGGCGUUUGGGAUGAGCGGGUGGGGUUUGAAGGACGCGGAUGAGGAGGGUGAGGCGGUGGUGAGCAUUGUUGGGAGAGGAGUGGGAAAUGUCGGCAGGAAGAUCGCAUAG